AUGAAGAUUAAAUUUGAUGAUAACGAACCCCAAGCACCCAUCUUGGAGAAAAUCAAGCAACCCAUUGUUAAUGACAGAGACUCUGAGUCUGACUCAGAUGAAGCUCCAGAAGAAGAAUCAAACACAGCUUCCAAAAGUAAAAUAUUAAAGGAACAACAAAAAUUGAAACAAUUGGAGAAACAACAAAAUGAAAUAAAUAAAGAAAAGAGAAGAAACCAAGAUUUAUACAACAAACAACAACAAUCAUUAAAGUCACAAAAGAAACAAGAGGUUGAUGAUUUAGUCAUACCCGACGUUUUACCAGAAGAUAUAAUAAAUUCAGCAUCAACUACUAGCAUCAAACAAGAUAAAAUCAAACCUAAGCAUUUGAAACUCGAUGAUUUUGAAGAUAGAAAACAAAUCAAAUUACAAAAAUUGAAGAAUUUAAAGUCUGAAGUCAAGAAAGGUCCAGUUCAUGUAGUUGUAAGUGAAAGGAUAAAAGGAGUUCCAAAAUCUGAGAAAGUUAUUGCAAGUAGGGAUAAAUGGUUGAAGAGAAAAGCUUUGGGAAGAAAAUAG
Messenger RNA from Yamadazyma jaroonii, 555 nucleotides. The record is from the annotation of a GenBank genome assembly. NCBI's taxonomy places the organism in Eukaryota, Fungi, Ascomycota, Pichiomycetes, Serinales, Debaryomycetaceae.